Messenger RNA from Taeniopygia guttata (zebra finch), 8984 nucleotides. RefSeq names its product peroxisome proliferator activated receptor alpha (gene PPARA). Gene Ontology annotation, biological process: positive regulation of transcription by RNA polymerase II; negative regulation of inflammatory response; fatty acid metabolic process. The record is from RefSeq and is a predicted model, not a curated record. Gene Ontology annotation, molecular function: DNA-binding transcription repressor activity, RNA polymerase II-specific; nuclear receptor activity; zinc ion binding. NCBI's taxonomy places the organism in Eukaryota, Metazoa, Chordata, Aves, Passeriformes, Estrildidae. Gene Ontology annotation, cellular component: nucleus.
CCGGCAGCCGGGACGCGGUCCGGCCCGGCCCCGCCCUGCGCAGCGCGUGGCAGCGAUGCACGGUACUGCCUUAGGGGCGGCCUCUACCCACGCCGUGCCCGUGUCCCGGCCGGGGCGGCGGCAGGAGGCGGGAGCGCUCGCCCGGGAUUGGGUGACGCCCCCGGCUCGCUAACGCGGCGGCGGCUUUGCUAAUGACCUGUCUUUCUUCUCCUCCCCUCCCGUGCUAUUCGCUGUUACUUAUCUCCCGGCCCCGCGGUGCGAAGCCCUCGGCGGAGCGGCGGCGGGCGGCAGGAGGAGGUAGCCGGCCCGGGGAGAUGCUGUAGCGGCUCCCGCUGCUCGGUCGGAGCGGCGCCCGCCCCGGCUGCGGGAACGGGGCCGAGGAGCUGCGGGACGGGCAGAGCCGGCCCGGCGCAGAAUGUCAGCAGCUUUUUAUUUAUGAAGAACUGCUUGUUAUCAUCAAUAUGCACAUGAAAUGGAAGGGGAAGAAAUUCUGGAAAACAACUUCUGUUUCAGCCUUGCAAGAUGCUGCUUGAAGGGGAAAUUAUUGAUAUAACAAAUCACAGAACAAACCACUGAACAUGAAUGUUCAGAAGUAAAAAGAAGUUUAAGUGACUGCUCUACUUGAUCAAAAUGGUGGACACUGAAAACCAGCUCUAUCCCCUUACUCCCUUGGAGGAGGAGGAUAUAGACAGCCCUUUAUCUGGAGAGUUCCUACAAGAUAUGGAGAACAUUCAAGACCUGUCCCAGUCUCUAGGUGAUGAUAGUUCUGGAGCUUUAAGUUUAACAGAAUUCCAGUCACUGGGAAAUGGUCCAGGAUCUGAUGGAUCAGUUAUAACAGACACACUUUCACCAGCAUCCAGUCCUUCAUCCAUUAAUUUUGCCACAGCUCCAGGUAGCAUAGAUGAAUCACCCAGUGGAGCACUAAACAUUGAAUGUAGAAUUUGUGGGGAUAAAGCCUCAGGCUACCAUUACGGAGUACAUGCUUGUGAAGGUUGUAAGGGCUUUUUUAGAAGAACAAUUCGUUUAAAACUCAUCUAUGAUAAAUGUGAUCGCAACUGCAAAAUUCAGAAAAAAAAUCGUAAUAAGUGCCAAUACUGUCGUUUUCAAAAGUGCCUUUCAGUUGGAAUGUCACAUAAUGCAAUACGUUUCGGACGAAUGCCAAGGUCUGAGAAGGCCAAGCUCAAAGCAGAAAUUCUAACAGUUGAAAAUUAUGUAGAAGACUCAGAAAUGGCAGAUCUCAAAUCACUUGCCAAAAGAAUUCAUGAUGCCUACCUGAAAAACUUCAAUAUGAACAAGGUUAAAGCCAGAAUCAUCCUUGCUGGAAAAGCCAAUAACAAUCCACCAUUUGUUAUACAUGAUAUGGAUACCUUAUGUAUGGCAGAGAAGACCUUGGUGGCAAAACUGGUAGCCAAUGGGAUCCAGAACAAGGAAGCAGAAGUUCGGAUUUUCCACUGCUGCCAGUGUACGUCUGUGGAGACUGUCACGGAACUCACGGAGUUUGCUAAAUCCAUCCCUGGCUUCUCCAGCCUGGACUUGAACGAUCAGGUGACACUACUGAAGUACGGGGUGUACGAAGCCAUAUUUGCCAUGUUGGCCUCUGUGAUGAACAAGGACGGGAUGCUGGUGGCUUAUGGGAAUGGCUUUAUAACCCGGGAGUUCCUGAAAAGCCUGAGAAAGCCAUUCUGUGAUAUAAUGGAGCCAAAAUUUGAUUUUGCAAUGAAAUUCAAUGCACUGGAUUUGGAUGAUAGCGAUAUAUCCCUUUUUGUUGCUGCCAUUAUUUGCUGUGGAGAUCGUCCUGGUCUUGUAAAUGUAGGACACAUUGAAAAAAUGCAGGAGAGCAUUGUGCAUGUACUGAAACUUCACUUGCAAAACAACCAUCCUGAUGACACCUUCCUCUUCCCAAAACUUCUCCAAAAAAUGGCUGACCUCCGACAGCUGGUCACAGAGCAUGCUCAGCUUGUUCAGAUAAUCAAGAAGACUGAAUCUGAUGCACAUUUACACCCUUUACUACAGGAAAUCUACAGGGAUAUGUAUUGAGGACUUUUAGUAUUUUUUCCACAAUAUUUAAAGACAGAGAAAUACAGAUGGGAGCAAAACUACUUGUACAGUUACGGGCUGUUCACUCAGCCCAGAGCAGGAAAAAUCUAAAACUGGGGAACUGGAGUGUUGCACUUCUUUUGGUUUGGGAUCUUUUGUCUUCUUUUGAAAAAGUGCUGCAGAAAAAUACUGGUCAGAAUGCUUAAUGAAGUGUCUUAAAAUGGUUCUUUUAUUUGGAAAUUUGAAGAUUGGUAAGGAAUACACAUUUGUAUAAUAAAUCAGAAUGUUAAGUAACAGAAAUGAACAAAAUUGUAUUUCCUCUUGGCUUAGUCAUUUUAGUAUUAAUAUAACAAAUUCAGCACCUUCCUUACAGGUAUCUGCACAAUCAGAAAGACAAUGCACUUUUGCCUAAUGGUAACUACUGAGAACUAGCUAACACUUUUUCUUAAAGCAUUCAGUCUAGGUGUAGCAAAUGGCUGGAUAUUACUGUCCUUACACAUCUGAAAAUUUGGAAAGAUCUUUGAUCCAUUGCUGCUUUAAUCCAUGAAAUUAUGUACAGCUUCAUCUAGUGUUAUGUUGGUAUACUUAGGGUUAGCAUGUUUAAAAGAUGGUUCUCUUAGGAAAUUAAACAAAAUCCAAAGAGUUAUCUAAAACAUAGCAGAGAUGCUCCAACAGGUGUGUCUUGAAGAGUAAACAUGAUAAACUGAUGGGACAUUUUUGUUUCAAAAGUCUGUUAAGGAAAUGUGAAACUAUCACUGAUGUAAAAGAUAUAGUAUACCCUGUAUUUUUGUAGAACUUGUAAUAGCUCAGGAUGCAGUUUUGACAUAAAAAUACUAUUUUGAAUUAGCAAGGGUUUUGGAGAGACUGAAAAAGCUGAUCCUACCCUAGGAAAAAAAAAAAAACGAAUUUUAAUUUUCCAGCAAUGAUACUGCACUCUGCUGCAGUGAUAGAUAAUUCCAAAGGAAUAAUUGAAUAGAAACGGCAUUGGCUUCCUCUAAAUGCCUUGGCAGUAUAGUUGUUUGGACCUGUUAGCUUUUCUGAUGAAUACACUGCUUCAAUUUUUUACCCCCUUGGAUAUAUUCCUUCUUUGGCCUCAUGCACAGAAGUAUUUGGUACUUGUUAUCACCAGGUUUUGUCCUGGUGGAUGAGGUGACAGUAAUACCAAGAACAAUGUUUGUAGGUGUCAUAGAAUGGAAGGCAGCACAGCUGAGAGUAAGUUUAUCGUGUUCCUAGGAGUAAACUGAUUUUUACAACAGCACUUGCUGUACUCCUGCUGCAAAAGAAGCCACAAUGAAAUGGCUUCCUGACUUUGCUGCUUUUCUCAGAGAGCUGCCCAGAAGUUCCAGCUGCAUGCAGGGCACUCUGCUGUUUCUCUUUCAUUUCUUUGAUACUGUGACUUCACACUAUUACCUCCUAAUUUUACUUUCUGUUUCACAACAAGGAGGUCUCAGGAGCAAUCCCAGCAUUUUACACUUAAACUUGCAGUGGCGCAGGAGGACACUUUGUACUUGUGUUAUUGUAGCACAUUUGAUGAUACCAGAAUCUUCACUGCAAGGAUUGAGUGAUGAAGUGAGAACACCACGCUGUCAUUUCUAUUUCAGUGGCAAUGCUUGUUUCUAUCCAGGCCCACAGGCACAGCUGGACACUGGAAAAAUUACAGAUUUAAAGGUAACUUGGGGUUUAUCUGGGCAAUGAUUGUGGCAGAAGUUAUAGAUAACUAUAGAUAUAUUUAGUGUAAAAUACUGAAGCACAGACCUCAGAUUUGGGGAGCAUCUAGGGCAGGAUAGAAACAGUAGCUGCAUGUGCACAAAACUUCCUCCCCUUCCCUGUUGCCAGCAGGAAGAAUGCUCAAACACUCAGAGAGGAAUGUUGGUCCUGGCCAGGAACCCUCAGAUGAGAAAUGGGCUGCCUUUUGUGUCCCAGAGCAGCACACAGUGUGCCCUCAGAAACAGAGGAUUUUAGGAAUGCUUCUGCUUUAUGCUUCCAGCCAACCCUGUUUCACUGUGAGGUUUAGGCCAUGGGAAAUAAUUGAUCUGCAAUAUUGCUGAUGCAGGAAAUUGUCAAAAUAUCAGCCAUUGUGGGAUGGUGUUCUGAAACUGUAGGAGCCAACUGUUAGUUUAUCUUCCAAAAAAACUGAUAACUUGAAUUUUUUUUCCCCCCCAAAGGUCAGAUUUUUUGCAAAGGACAAAUUUCAAAAUUUGUAUUCCACAGACUAGGUGUACUGUAGGUUCUCAGGAAAAAUCAGACACAGUCAGUGUGCAUAACUAUUUUUCCAGCUCUUGUUCUCAAAAGUGGCCAAAACACUUUAGUAACACUUAAAAGCAUGGAAUAUUAAUAAUAAUAUUAGUUAAAUUAAUUUAAUUAAUAAUAAUAUUAAUUAAAUUCUCAGCAAAGCUGUAAAGAAUUGCAAAUAGAACAACUCAGUGAAAGGCAUCAUAUUUAGCUGUUUUAGCAGCUGCAUGAGAAAAGUGCAUAAUUUUUUUGUUGUUUGAAAACUAGCGAGAAAUUUUUUACUACUUCCUUGGACAUUAAAGCUUUGAUUUCUAUUUUACAUUAAAUUGCAGACCCUUAAUGAGAAAAAAAAGAGAACACAUCUCUGAAUUGUAGAAAUAUGAACAAAAUGUUAACACAGCCUAAAAUUCUGGAUGGAUUCCACUGCCCACACUGCUGUCCCGUGCACAUUCCCACAGUCACUUAAAAGAGUGACACAGGGCAGACAAUUCCCUUCCCAAGAAUUAAUGGGCAAAAGAAUUUCUCAUUUCUACAUUAUGCUUUUAAGGAAUUACAUUUGCUCCUUCAGGAGAUGACCACAGCAGGUUUUGGCCAAGAAGAUUUUAAAGUUACUCAGUUUAUGCCCCCCCUCCUUUUUUUUUUUUAAUUUGGAAUCCAAACUAGUCUCAGAUCUAUUUCUGAUUGAUUAUUUCAGCAUCUCCCCUAUGUGCAGAUAAACAAAUAAUUUAAAAUACCCCAUCUAUGGAGGGAAGCAAAGUGAUCAGAUUUUAGGAUUAAAAACUAUUAAAGAUUUACUGGCACAUCAGGUACAGUUUGGAUCUGAUUCAUGCCAACAUAACUCAUUUUAAUGUCAUAGCAUGGAAGAACUCUGGUUAGCAACCAGACACACAAACAGCUUAAGGAAAGAGACAGCAGAUGGAUGGAGAAAUAUCCUGGGAAACAAUGGUAUGACUUAAGUAAGUUUUCAACAAACCUACAAAUUACUCAUUUUUGAGCAUUGUUUAGGGCGAAAAUAUUUAUUUAUUUAUUUAUUCUGGUGCCCUAGGUACUUUUUGUCAAAGGAGAAGGGGGAAAGAAAAGGAAGGUUUCGUGCCAAGUGAUAGGGAAAUCUGAGGUUCGUUCUUCUCUCCUCCUUAAAUAUUUCCUUUAAAGCUGCUGUUUAAAAAAAGUUAGCUACUUUGUACCUUUCAAAAUUUCCAAUCCCACUUUUGCUUUAAACACAAACUGACACCUGAUAGGAAAGUUUGCGCUUACAGAAACAACGUCUUAGGUUGCAUUUAGAGAAACCAUAUUUUGCGUUAACUGCCAUUUCCAUGUGCCUUUGUGCUCUGGUUCCAGCAGCUGCUGCAGAGCUGAAGUGCUGCCAGAGAGCAGAGUUCUGCAUUAUUCCUGCCCUGGGCAGAUCUCGGAAAUACCAGCAGUUGCACUAAGCCCGUUCUCAUGAGGGAGCUGGCACAAGGCUGCACAUCAAAGAGCUUAUAAUAAGCAUCUAAACAUUUGUUUGUUUAUUCAAACUGCUGAAACUUGGGGAGAUUUAUUCAUCACGAGAGCUGGGUCACAUACGAUUGAGUUUGAAUUUCCUCAUUUCUGACAGAAAGCCUGGACAAACUUGGGCCCCAUCUGAGGCAGAGCAGCUGGGGGAUAUCCUGCUGUGGCUGCAGAGGAAUAGUUUCAGUCUCUCCUAAAAAGCUCCCUGUGACUUAACUGAAGAUCUGCAACUGCAUUUGACAAAUGCAUUUGCAGCUGUCAUGGUACUGCUUAAGCAUAAGGUCUGCAAAUAAUGGUCCUUCUCAGAAACCCCUUGUCCUUGAGAAAGUGUUGGAGUGUAAGGUGGAGCGUGGUAUCUGUGCUUGCUUAUGCCCCAGGUGCUUUCCUGAUAAUCAGUUGCAGAUAAAUUUUGUAUUUAGGUUUAAUCAGCUUUAUUAUCCUUCUUUUACUGGAGAUCUAAAUUAUAUGUGGGUUUGAUCUAAGAUUAUUGAUAUUGUUAUGUGUUGUGGGAUUUUAAUUUAAUGUAAUAACAUUUCUUCCUGUUUCAAUUUAUAAAAUACAAGAAUAUAAAUGCAAGGUAUAAACUUUCACUAAAUUAAUUACAGAGGUGCUUAAAGAAAAAUGUGUAAAUUAUUUAAUUUAAGUAUUUGUUACAUACUUUAUCUUGUUAACCCUUUGUACAGUGAAGAAGUAUUUCCUUUUAUGGGCUAAGGAUGAAGGGGCUGAUGUCAAAGACAAUUUAUUAUUUAUUCCUGUCUGGUCUUUGUUGCUGUAUCAUUUGUGAAGAACUAUCACUGAUAACCAAAGUUAUCAGUGUUUGGUGUUGAUGAUUAUAACAAAACUUUAAAAUAUAUUUUCACAUAGAACACAGACUUCCUUUUAUUUAAUUUUAAUUAAAACAAGUCUAGUUGAGGAAUAGCUGCCAUCCCAAAGUCGAUUUUUUAACUCAAGUUCACUAAUAGGAAAAACAGUGUGUAGAACUGAGUUCAUCUUUGUUUUGCAGCAUGGUAGAUCAUUUUCCUUUGAAAAGAGCUAAAAAGAAGCUACAUUUGGUUUGUACACCGGUGCUGGUGUUUUCUGCAGAAACUGACUUGUGUCUGGGAAUAAUAACAUGUACUCAGGAUUAUUCCCUGCCAUCUGCCCUGAGGGUGACCUGCUGCUUUUAGAGAUGUAUUUCAAAUAUGAUUUGGCAGCGCAAAACAAAAUGUUGAGAUGGCAUUAUUGCCUUCCCUACAGGAGGGAUUUUAAAUAGAAUUCAGAGUCUGCUCAUAGGGAUUCUGUGUCUGGUGCAUGCAGGUUUGACAGUCUGUGUCUACAGCAUCCUUCUAAGGAAAUCUGAUAUAGGGGAAAAAGUACCUUUCAAAGGUAUCUAUUUUUUAUUUUGCUGUGUGAAUCACCAAACACAGUAGGUAUCACAAGCACAAUCUCAUACAAAUGUUCCAGCUAUCAUUUGUACUUACUGCUUUUUAUUUGUAACAUGUAACACCUGAUUUCCUCAAAUUGCUGCGACUUGGCAUUUUCACUUCAUCAGUGUCACCACACAGGUAUGUUGUCUCCUAAGGUGUUUGUGCCAUGUUUGCAAAAGCUCUGCUGGACUUCCCUGUGCUAACCUGCAGCCACUUCCUUUACACUUCAUGACACAAACCCACUGUGUAACUGAGCCCACCCUAAGGAAGGCUGUUUCUUCCUUUCUUUUUUUUCUAUUGUGUUCACUUUUUAAAAAUCUUUUUCUGCUUCUGAAGCUGGGGUGUUUUUAUUCUUGAGCUCCUUUAUUAGAUCAGAUUCCACUGCUAUGGGUGUUUCGAAACAGAAUUCCUGUUGCAAGGACCUAUAUUUCAGAUGAGCUGACUCUGCCAGGGGAUAGGCAGCACGCCAGGAGACUGAUCUGAUUACAGGCUGGACCUUCAAUAAGGACUGCAAGAUCAAGCAUGAGGUACUUGAAGUAUUUUCACUACUUGAAGUAGGAGUAAUAUUUUGGUGUAUUUUCUCAUGUUGGGUAUGCAGGUAAUCCCUGUUGUGGUAAAGACACGAGCCUUAUGCUCAAUGCCAGGAUUUUCAUGGCAUUUUUUCCGCUUGAAAGAAAAAAGACUGGCAGGAUGGGGAAGUCCUGAGGCACUGCAAUCCCGGUGGUACACCAGUCCUGUGUUGUACUCCGGGUGUGUAGGAGUGCAGUGUCACCAGGCACUGUGUGGGAUGUGCUGCGGAGCUGGGAGUAGGUGGCUCACUACAGACAGCCAGCCCUGCUCCCCUGGCCCAUGCAGGGCCUCACAUGGCUCAUCCCCACACACUCAGCAGCUCUCUCCAUCAGUGAGAAUCACAGUGCCUUGGCCUGUUGGCAGAGGAGAAACUCAGUAGUAACUAACCUAACCAACAUUUCAGUGCUAUCAAUGUGCUCCAGAACCCCCUCUGAGUGGUUUGACAAAGUCUGCUUCAGCAGCUUCUUGGAGGACCUGCCUCCUGAGCAGCUCUUGCUGUUCCACAUUUCUUACAAACAGUUGCUCAGAAUUUUCUCUAGGAAUGCAGCACCACAGCUUAAGUGCCCCGGGAUGUUGAAGCCCUCCCUCACGUCUUAAAUGGUCUGUUAUCUGGUAGGACACAACAUGCAGUGUUGUUAAUGUUGCCAAAGCCUAAUCAAUAGAGUGAACAAGUGUUUCAUUAAAUCAAGAUACCAGUAUUAAAGAGAAAACAAAAUAGCUUAUUGUUUCCAGUCAGCUGUUUUGGGUACAUUUUACUUCAGUAAAUACAGAAGGUAGGAUGAACACAUUUCUUGCAAGGAGUAGUCAAGCCUAAUUCUCAUGGAAUGCUUGUUUCCCAAUAAAAACUACUAAUUCAAGCCAAGUUCCCAAGUUUCUUUCUGUUAGAACAAUGCAAAUGGCACUUCCAAGAAUGAAUGGAUGCCCUGGUCUCACAGGGAUUUUUAGGAAGGACAACGUAUCUUGCACUUGUGAAUGUUAAAGUCACGUCUAGCUACAUACAAUGAUGCAUUCUCAAACGUUACCAGCCUACUGAUCUAGGAUGAAAAGACUUGAACUAAACAUUUUUUUCUUUUUUUACAUUCUGAUUUUUUUCUGCCUUCUUUAAAAACAAAAGGUUGAAUUCACAGUGUUUGUAUAGACUGGUAGGAACCUAUGUGCUUUAAUCCUUUCAGACUGAAUGUAAACCAACUUAAUUUGAAACACGAUUUUGCCUUAAUGGUUUUAAAAAAAUAAAAUAUUUUUAAAAGUGAA